AUGUCGGGCCAGGCGUGGCAAGUGAGUUUUCCUCCCUUUUACACGCUUCAGAAAAAUGAGGAGACGAGGAAAAAACAGCUUGAUGCUUGGUCAUCCCUAGUAAUAGAACACAGUAGAAAAACAAGCACUUCAACAAUCGACCUUUCCGAAAUUCGCCGAAGUGUUCUAUUCACAAAUUCGAAGAUCGAGCGCCAAGCGAGUAUAGAGCUCGUCGAGGCUGUUUUCUCGCAACUUGUACAAAAGGGCAACGCAAUUUGGAAAGACAAAUCAAAGAGUAAAUGUCUCCUUUCUUCGCAGACUUUCUCCUCGCUCGCGGCGGCACUUUAUAAUUGGGCACAGAUGUCUGGACAUAUAAAUCAAGUCUGCACGAUUUUCGAGCUCUCGCAAGGCGAAGAAAUCAGCGGCGAAAUCUUCCAAAAUGUACCCGAAGAAAUCAUCAUAAUCGCGCUCAAGCUCUUGCAAAAAGAGCGAAAGGCUGAGCUCAUCGGAACUGAUGGCGUUAAAUUUUUCUAA
Messenger RNA from Oikopleura dioica, 513 nucleotides. The record is from the annotation of a GenBank genome assembly. Lineage: Eukaryota; Metazoa; Chordata; Appendicularia; Copelata; Oikopleuridae.